Xyrichtys novacula (pearly razorfish) is the source of this 31970-nucleotide messenger RNA. NCBI's taxonomy places the organism in Eukaryota, Metazoa, Chordata, Actinopteri, Labriformes, Labridae. The record is from the annotation of a GenBank genome assembly.
ACUCACUUGCAAGCAGCAUGGUCCUAUUGGAUUACUACAGUUACAAUGAAGAGUGCAGACUGACGUGCGGCAACACGGUAAGCAAAUGAAGCCUACAUACAUUGCAGAGAUGAAAGUUUGGGUACUAGCUGUAAACUGCUGUUUCUUCCCGGUACUGCAUACCGCUGUGUACCGGCUUACUGUCACCCGUGCUUAUACUGCUUGGAUGACAGGGGUAAGAGUGGCUCUAUUACAGAAAUUAAGUUGAACUUUGACACAGUUUUAACAGCAGUUUAACCACAAUCAUACUGGUGAGGCAUAUGAGCUCUUAAACAGUGUAAAAGACGACACUUUGAUUGAUAAAUUAAACUUGCUACAUAACUUAUUCCAAGAGGAGAGAUCAUAAUCAAAAGAAAACGCAGCUUGAUAAUUCUGUUAAGUGAACCAUGUUGACUCUUUGAUGCAUGCUUAUCUUAUCAGCACACCAAAACAGCCAUCUCUGUCUGCUGUAAAUGAUCGUCUGUAUUAUCAUUAAUAUCAAGCUGUCUCCUCACUUGUCUCUUCCUGACUUUGAUAUUUAUCAAGCCAUCUCUCACGCUGAUGGAAGCCCAUUAGCUGCAGACAGUUUCAGGCUGACAUGUUGAUUUAAUUGGAUUCAGCUUACGAUAUAAAUAUGUGUCCUUGACCCACGCGCCCGCCUUGUCGCGGUUAGAGAUACUUACUAAUAGGAUGUUCAGUUAGGGCAGAGGAAUAAUGAAACAGACAGGCAUGUAUUGAUAUCAUUAGAGUGAAUCUAUCAAAUGUAGUUGUGGUUUUCCUGAGAAAGUUUCACAUUUACUUGCUUUUGGUGGAAUGAUUAAAAAACCUUUGAUAACAGCUUGCCAAGCAAAAGCAGCAGGUGGCUGAUAAAAAACAAGGUCUGAUAAUUGACUGAUUUAUUUUAACAACACAUGGUGAAGAAACACAUGAGUAAAGUGUACUUUUGUAUUUUCACUGCAUCAAACGAUCCCUUGGAGACUGAGUCAAAUUUGUUGCUUGGGUCGCAUUAACCGCUUAUGAUGGAGGAUAUGCUAGAUUUCAGACUUACUUAUAAAAAUGCCAUUUUAGAAUAAAGCUACAACAUCAAAACAAUCAGGGACUUUUAUUGUAAAGUUUGUCAGAAAUGAAAUGUGUUUAUCAAAGAAUGAACUGAGCUUUAGUAAAGCUGUGAAUUAGUGAAGUUAUGGAAUAAGUGUUGCUACUUUCACCACACGUAACAGCCUCAGCCCACGUCUUUUUGGACUCAAGACAACUGAGUGAUUAUUUGAGAUACACUCAGCAGCAGCGCUGUUAUUUGCUGACAUCAAACUUGGAAAGAGAAGCACUGGCUUUUCUGAUUGCUGUGCCCUGAUGUAUUUUCAUCGUAAACACUGACACCUGCUCUUACAUGAGGAGGAGGAGGAGGAGGAGGCUGGGCUCUUUGAUGAGUGUGCUGACUACAUUUAGCUGCAGCUCUGCUCUGACCAGGAUCUGUUCCAGUUGUUGUUGGUCACAAAUUGUUGUGUUGGUCACAAAUCCUCCAUCGCACUACUUUUUUUACCCAACAUCAUGGCUGUUUCGAUGUUGGAGGAAGUAAAUCUAUGUCAUGUGAAGAUUGAAUUCAUAGUAUAUGUGUAUAUUAAACAAAAUUUGUGUUUAAGCCAAUGAUGACAGUAUUACAAAAUCUAUGUUGUGGCAGACAGCAGCAGUACUGAAACUGGUACACCACCCACCACUACAGUUUGAGUGCUAUUUUGGUUCUCUAUUUUUGUGCAUUUUCAGCUAAUUUCACUGGAACAGAAAGGGCUUAAAUAGAAAAUAUAUAUUUGUGAUUAGCUGAGAUAACUCUCCUGGGUUUGGAGAAAGCCCCUUAUAUUCUGCUGCAUCUGACCCUAACCUCACAAAAUCCCCAAUUUGUCCACUCCAUUAAAAAAAAGUCUGGCUCUGCCUCUGGUGAUAGCUCAUAAUUUUAUGUAACUACAAAUCAAUCCAACGUAAUAAAAGUUCUCACAGUGACUUUAAAUAACUUACAUAAAGAGAUAAAGAGAAUAGCUGUUUGGUUAGUCUUGUAGUUAAGGUCUGUGGCCUACUUUUCUCUGUCUCUGUAUUUUUAAAGUAAGAGGCUAAUGCAGGAAUUAAAUCCAGUGAACAGCUUUGUUUGGUCCAUGACAGUGAACAGGAUGUGCAAAUUUGUCACAGAGGAGAACAAGGACUUGUGAAGUGAUGAGACUACCAAAUGUUACUCUUGGAUUUUCUGCCUCUGAGAUGUGUUGACAGGAUUUUAACAAGAAAAACUUAAAGGUCUAUUUCUUAAAGUUUUACAUGUUUUAUAUUUCCUCAAAAGGCAAUUUUUCAACCUGCAGCUUCCCCUCUACCCAGUAUAUGGAUUUCAGGUCUGGCUGCAUUUGGAUGCAACAAAUGCCAGGAUAUGAUUCAUUCUUACUGUACCUUGUCUAACAAAGUGGAAUCAGUAAUUCAGUGAUGGUAUGAAUGAGAUGGCCCUCCUCUUUUUUACAGAAAUAGGAACAACCUUCACUGUUAGCCUCUUCUUUUCUGUUCCAAGCCAUGAACAGCAGGCAGUGUUGUUAUCCUCAGGCUGCAGCACCCCACAUAUAUCCACAUCAAUACUCCUCCCCUCUACCUUUGAUGUCCUAUAAAUAGCUAAGCCCCUCGUUCUGAUCACAAUAAACCUUGGCUUGAAGAUUUCCCCUGUAUACUUUAUUUUUGACUCCACGCUGACUUAAAAAGAAAUGAGACUGCUCUUUUCUCUCGGCAGUGUACAGAAGAUAGUGGAUAUCCCAUCGCCUCACACAAAAACACUGUGAUGAUACAAUCACAGCGCAGUGAACGAGGUGAGGAGAAAAAGGCCAGUAGGUCACAUGUGGUUCAGUUGGCUCUCAACCACGUCUAGUUGUGCCAUAUUCCCCUCAUGCAAAAACAACAACAGGGAGAGGUAACCUCUUUCAUCAGAUCAGCAUCCUGACAUUAAACCAUCGACGAUACAAAUGUCACUGUAAACAGCGUCUGAGCCUAUCUGUCUGAUGUUGACCUCAGCCCCUCUUACAUAAGGGACCCAUAUAUUCAGCAUCCUAUUUCCCCUGAGGCUGAUACCCAUGCCUGAGCUGGAUGCAGGCCAAUUUCCAAAUUGUCUGAAAUGCAUUAACAGAGUCUCGUUCACCAGAUUUUACUGCAUAUGUUUUAUACAGUGUAGGUGGCAGGCAUUGGCACUGCUUGGUCUGAAUAUAUACAGUUGCAUAUCGAAUGACUAGCUUGUAUGUGCAUCAGCUGAAUCAAGGGGAAGAUUGGGCGAAAAAGAUCAUUUAACAAAGGAGAGUGGAGGUGUAAAUAUGGUGUUACCUUGACCCUGUCUGUCACUCAUCUGUACUCUUUGAUCAAAUCGCGAUGAUGUGUGAAUUUGGUGCACAAUGAGGCUGAGCAGGCAGAGUGUGUAAAGAAGUACAAGAAAGUAUUCAACGAUUUGGUUACUUAUCUGUAGUUUUAUUUAUACUGGUGGAAAAGUUAACUUUAAAUAAUGACAUUGAAAAAAGCUGUAAAUCUAUUUCCCCCAGAAAUAGGGAAAGAGGAAGCACAAUAGACUGGAUCUUUUACGUAGAUGAUUCUCUGUUGUUUUCACUCUCCUGCCUGUCUUGUGCGGCCUUGGGUUCGAGUCGAGCAUUUGGUUCUGUUCUUCCAACUGUGGGCCGUUAAGCCCAGCUGCCUCCCAUCACUUUGCUGCACUGUUUGCUUGUCUUGUCAAACAUUCUCUCCUCCUGCUCUCCACUCUGGAGUUCUGAUAUCCUCUCCUGUUUCCACCAAACUGCAGAUGGUUGAUUGAGUCGGUUGCUGGCUCAGUCUGAUUGUCCACAGCAGCUGGCAGAGGAGGUGUUAGAGAAAGUAUCACUGUAGACGGAAUAAACAAGGAAACACAGCAUGCAGCGCUGCAGAGCAAAAACCUCUUUCUUUAUUUAGAUUGGACACAUUGAAGCAUUCGCAUCAAAUAUGCACACAUUUGAUGCAGUGUGAAAACAAAACAACUGGUAAUAGCACAUUGGAUAUUUGAAGAGCUGGCAUAAUGCUUUAUGAUGUUUAUUUUAUACAUUAUAAAUAGUUCCUGCUUUAUAACUGGUUAGAUUGAUCAAAACUGAAAUGCACAGCUGGCCAGCAAAAGGGAAUCAGUGUUAAUUACAUAUUACAUAUUAAAAUGAUGCAGGCUAAUGUUAAUGUUUUAGUGACAGAUGUAUGGAGGCACAAAACAAGAGAACUAACCAACAAAGUCAUAAAACAAUGUCCUCCUUUUUUUUUUCAAGGGAUGUUUAUGAUUAGUCGACUGAAUGAUUAAACCUCUUUAUUCUCAAUAUAUUUAUCACAUAAUUGCUUGUCAGUUAAACAAAUUAAUAUUUUUAUUAUGGUUUGCCCAAAAUGCAGAUCAUAUGUUGUGUCUAAGCUGUGGUGAAGCCACCAGCCACCAUUUACGCUGUAGCUCAAGUUCAGUGCUACAGCCAUACAACAAUGCACUACCAAGAUGUGAUCAAAGAGGACAGACAGCGUGUCAUGUAGUAUGAUGGUAUUUUGAGCAAGAAAAUUGAGGAUAAGUUAGGCUGUCAGGUUUAAAAUGGAUGUUACAACUCAACUAGAGUAAUUCACGACCAGCACAGGCAUGUGAAAGUUAACUUGGAGGAAGGCCAAGUGAAGGUGGUGCUCGCUCUGCCAACAUUAGCAACACACUGCAAACCAGUCUGACAUUGUUAAUCUGCAUACUGUGCUCCUGUGUUUAGUCAGGUUCAUAAAGUGUUUUUAAUUAAGACUGUUUUUGUCAUGUUUUCUUACCUUUAGAUUGAUGGAUUCGUCAGGAUUUCAAUUCCAAUUUGCACAACUCUGAAAAAUAGUUACUCCGCUGGAUUUCACCCAUGAGCAUGAAUACUCAUUUUAAUCCCCUCAUUCCAUAAGAGAUGCUGACAUAAAUCAGGAAUAUAGAAGUGAUAUAAACAUUGAACAGAUAGGAUCAAUUAGGUACUAAGGGGUUCUAUUGCAGAGACUAUGAGUCUAAUUUUAAAUUACAAAACAAUAUUUGGACCUACCAUGGUCAUUUUGCCCAGUUCUUGUAUUUUUAAUCAAAUAAGAAAUAUGAAAGUUGCAGAGGAAAAAUACACAAGUAGCUAUUUUACUCUUGUUGUUUGUGCCAAACCGUCUAUUUGGUCUGUUGACUUUUGUGUUACUUCAUGUUGUCUUUUAGUGACUCACUAGACGACGAGUGACAAAGCUUCGUGUCCAUAUUGGUGUCCAUGUUUAUGUCUCAGUGCACUUGUGUGCAUAAUUAUGACUUUAUGUAUCCCUCUUAUAUCUAUUCUCCUUGAAUAAAACUGAUAGUAAAAACAUUCUUGUUAAUUAGCAUUCGAUGCCCUGAUUAACAACAUACAUAAUGCAAACUGUAUUUCUCCAUUAAAAUUCUGCACAGCUAAUCAGGACACAGUCUUUAAUGCAGUUUGCUGAGUUGUGGAUGCAUCGGAAAAUUCCCACAGAGGUCGAGUUAAGGGCUCCCCCCUGAGGACAUGUAUUUCAUAUACUAGUUUGUGAAGUUCACACAAACAUGAAGUCUGAAUAGAGAUGAGAAAUGUCUGCUGCUAACUGUAUGGCAAAAUCAAGCUUCUUGUAUACAAAAUGGAGAGGGAACUGUUAUCACUGUUUAUUGGUGUAUCAUUCAUUUGAUUGAUACUGACACUCAUUCAGGUGGCCUCCUGUUGAUAUACAAGAACAAGGUUCACAAAAAGUUGCUUCAGAACUAGCUACUGUGAAACAAAACAGCUUGCACCCUGCAGGACUCCAUCAUACAUUUUGGAUUCACCAGGGAGGUGACACUUCAAGCAGACUUGCUCUUCAUUAGACCUGAAGUUACAACGUGUCCCACCUUCUUUGUGAUUGCAGUCACGUGAGUUAUCACAUAAUCGAUCACAGACAUGUCAAAAUGAGUACUUAUCAACAAAACAACCCCCAAAAAAUAUGUGGUGAGACACAUUGUGUUAUCGUUACACUUGAAUGUAGCACAAGAUGAUAAAAUACAGUCUAUAAUAGUCCAUGUAAACUAAGUUCACCAGGGUAAGAACUUGACUUUCUUGAAUGCUGUUUAAGCCUCAGAGACGUUUGUCAAAGUGCCAGCACAGACAUGCGUGAAGAGUUAUUUUUUGAAGACGAGACACAAGAGGAAAUGUCAGAGAUGGACAGCAUACAGGUGUGAGUGUGGUGACUGUUAAGCAUGAAGAGCUAACUCAAAAAAGCUUCAGAGUACAUUUAGCUGGAAGAAUCUGAUGCCUGGUUAGUGGAGCCCACUUCGAUUUGCAAAUGUUGUCAAAUUAACAAAAAAGCUCUAACCUUGUUGUCCAUAGAUGUGUUUGCUGUCGUUUCAUGUGAGACAAAGGUUACCACAAUUCAGUGAAGCCGCAGUAAGACCCCUCUUUCCUCACUUGAAGCUGAAGAUGUAACCAUCUAGUUUGCCCACAAAGAACAGUGAUAACCAAAGCAAGCUUUUAAUGCUUUUCUCCACCAAAUAAAAUGUGGUUCAUGUGCCUUAAACAAGGAGGAGACGGUUCACAUAUUGCAUGAAAUCUUGUAAUUUCAGAACCAGCUUAAACACUUACUUUUGGAUUCCAUGUGGUACUCAUAGCACAAGUACAGGGGUGAAAGUAGGAUAAGGUUCUUGCAGGUACUGUACCCGUAGGCUUUGUACAAGAGGAGCACACCCAAGUUUAAUGAGGUGCUGACUCUAAAAUCACAGUAUCGUUAUCUGCUACAUCUCUCUUUCUCUUGAACAUAAAAUCUAAUUUUCUCUGCAUUUUGUUUUACUUCUGCAAUAAGAUUGAAGCAGCUGUUUCUUUAAAAGUUCCCUCCUUCCGCAAAAGGCAGGAUGUGGUCCCCAGUGCCUAGGUAACCAGCGUCCAAUCAAAAGUGCGCACUGAGAGGUUGCAAAUACGACUCACUCGCAAGCAGCAUGGUCGUAUUGGAUAACAACGGUUACAAUGCAGAGUGCAGAUUGAAGUGCGGCAACACGGUAAACAAAUGUAGCUUACAUUCAUUACAAGGGCAAAAGUGUGCGUACUGCUGCGUACCGAUUGUAAACUGCUAAUCAUGUCUUCCCGGUAUGGCGUACUGCUGCAUACCGGCUUAUUUUCACCCCUGCACAAGAAGGAAAAUCUUAUCACUUAUUCUAGAGAGGAAAUUAGAAAAAAAUGCAAAUUUAUCAUCAUCAAUAAUCAGGUUUGUGAAAUAAUAUUCUAGGGACAUUAGUUAAAUUUUAGACUCACAGGGUCAGCAUGAGAUGUUCUCACCAAAAGGACCAAGUUAAUAAGGUCAUUUUUAAUUUGAUUAAUCACCACUUCUCCUGGCCAUGCUCAAUAAUGCUGUAAUUGUUCCUCUCAGUUUUUUUCUAAUGAUCAUGAAAAAAGUCGACAGCCUUUGCGUUAGCCUGAAGAUGGAGUCUGGUGAUGUGAGUUGCUAGAGGUCAGAUGCAGUAACACGAACACCUUCUGUCCUCCCCCUCCCAGAUGCCAACACCUGCAUGCAUCACAUUAAAAAUACAACACACUCAAAGCUGUAAAACGAUUCACAAGCUGAUGCCUCAGGGUCAUGGUCCAGUCUACAUGUCUAGCUUAUGCCCUGCACUCAGUUGCAACCUUAAGUUUAUCCUUUUUUAUCCUCCUGUGUCAAAGCUUGUCGAAGUUUUUGACACUUCUAUAAAUUUAUAAAUUAUAAAAAGUGUUGGCCUGUGUGCAGGUUUGAACUUUUGUAUUUGUUGCUGGAGAAUUCAUUGUUUUAUAUCAGUUGAGUUUUACCUGCAUUAUGUCAAAGUUUGAAAUUCUGGUAUCAAAAUACCCCCACCCUUUGUUACUCCCUAUAAGUUUGGUCAUUUACAGGAUGUCAAGACAGCAGCGGCCUUACUCAGGUUGACACAGGUAGUGAAAGGACUUUUACUUGGAAUUAAAAUCAAAUUUUAAGCAAAACUUUAUUUCAAUAUUUAAAAUUUAGAUCAUAAACGUAACAGUUUUAAUAAUUUUAUCUAUCAAAAUAAAAUGUAGCUCAAAUACUGAGAAACAUUGUCUUGAAACUCUGAGUAUAACUUUGUUUGGAUUACUUCUUUACAUGCUGUGAUUUACAAACUUUCACUUUGCCAAGAAGAAAAUGAUUUUACUCCUUUUCGUAUUUUCCUUUUUUUACUAUGCGGUGAAGCAGUGAAUAUUAGUGGGCUAAAUAUUCUUCACAUUGUUCUGUAUUUACAGCAGUCAUUUGUAUAAUUUAUGAGAGUGUGUAACGUAAUCCCUUAGUAAUAGCCUGUGUGUAUUUGUGUUUGUGUGUGUACUACAUGAGUGUUUAUCAGCUUGUUCAAACCAGCACAUGUUUUGCUAAAAAGAGGCUUUUUCUAACCACCCCACUGGACUGUGGAAAUUAGCCACGGGCGGAAAGAUGCACGCAGAAUAACCAAUGAGCUAACAGAUUACUGCAGUUCAAGAUAUAUUUCAGCAUAAUAUGGAAAAAUAUGUCACUGAAAGAGGAUUCAUAUAGAUGAUGCUUUUGAUGUUAGUGACAGUGUAAAAUAUAUGAAAGCAAAGAGGGAGGGUACAAACCUUUUUCAGGGAGAGGCAGAAAAAUUAGGAAAUAGUGGCAGAGAAAAUCUUUAGGGUUCGGACUGCCAAGGCAAUAUGGUUGUUGUCGUCUCUACUUGUCUGUUUAUUAUUAAAGAGAGGAAAAGUUUGCCUUGUGCUCUGACUAGCUGAUAAGCAGUCUGGCAAAAGUCACCAAGAAAAGAGUAAACUAUCAAAGAUUUAAAAAUAUAUAAAAUGAGAUUACUAAACAUGUCUACGACUUGGUCCAGAAAGUGGUGUCACUAUUUGUAUGCACUCUAAAAGUGUACCAUACCAUUAAAGGUGGGGUAGGCAGGAUCUGAGGAAGUGCCAGUUUUUGGGAGAAAUCUUGAAUGUAAACACUACCCCUCCCAACCAGUUUUCCCCUCAGCUCCUCCUCUCCCCUCCCUCUCUGCUCCAGCAAGCCCCACCCACAAACAGAUGCUCCUGCUCGCUCUUAUCAUUUCAAUUAAAUUCAGACAUAAUGCAGGUAAAUACUUCAGAUAAUUACAAAUGGGGCCCAGUCAACAUGAAAGUAAAAUUGUUGCUACUGUAGAUGCCAACAGACUACCAGCAAACACAGUGUUUGCAGGACUUCUACAACUAGGAUAAAGGGACAUACAAACAGUUUAGCGGCGCUACAACAUGCAGCAGGUCCCGUUUGACAAGAAACACUUCUGUUACAGACACUUGUCUUACUUUGUUCAAGCGGUUUACCUGUCCAACAUAAAGGUUACAGGGUCCGUAAGAUCCCAAAGCGUCCCCCAUCAUUGUUGACCCGGCUAUUUAGCUCUUGUCCUGGUGGUCUACCUCCUUCUUAAGCGCCCGUUAUUCCGCCAGAGUCUCUGGCAUUUACUUAAUUUUCUUGCUUGUGUUGGCAGCCAUGGCUUAAGGAGAUUUUAGACAAUUUUCCGUACUUUCUGGUUGGUUUCUACUGUCCAAUAUUGUAGCACGCUAACUUUGUUUGGGCUCGUGAACGACACAGGGGAGCAGCGUCUGCCUCACAACCAAUCAGGUUGGGGGAGGCGGAGAAUGGCUUUGUUUACAGUCAGAAAGAGCGGGCCGCUCAAAAAAUUUAAAAUGUUGACUACACAGACAUAAGAGAACACAGCGAUAUCGUUAUAUUACCAAAUGUCAUCAAUAACUAAUAGCUAUUGACUGAUAUUAAAAGCUUUUUUCAUACACCACAAAAUAAGAUGCUUCUUUAACAGAUUCUUGCCUACCCCACCUUUAAUUUCUUUAAUAACUUGUCCAUUUUGAUCAUAUUCAGACUAGAGUAUUGCAUGGAUAUAGGGGGUGUCCAAGGUGUAGCUGUUUGCCAGCAAACUUUCAACCUACCUCCCUUGUACUUCUUUACCUGUGCCUCCUAAAGUUAGGUCGAGUCAGCAUUUUCUGCACCCCCAUCCACCUCCACAAUAUUACUGAUAAAUAAAACACUGAAAUCCACCAGCAUUAAAACAGAAAAAACACUCACCUGGGGAAACCAGAACAACAUAUAUUGCACAAGCUCUGAAUAAAACAGAUAAAUGAGAAAGAUAGAUCAUGGUGCUAUUGGACCAGCCAUAGAAACAUUAUUUAAACAUUUAAUGCCUGAAAAAUUCAAGUUAAAGUCUAACCAGCACCCGUGAAAUCACAAACAGGAAUGCAGAAGUAUAGAUGAAGGUUUAUGACACACAUUUGGUGAUGCAGAGAAAACCUUUAGGUCUUAGAUGAAAAGGUUGGUUACUGUUUGAAAGCAAUGAAAAGUGCUUUUUAUAGUGUUUAAGGUUUAUAUGAAAGGAGGCCAAAGUGAUUCACACAGACCUUGUGUUUCUGUGUGAGUCAUGUUGGGCUGCAGAUAGAAAACACAUCACCUGGACUGCAGCCAUGAGAGCUUGAGAAACAACCUGUGUGUAGACCACAAAGAGCCCUCCUAUCCAUCCUGUUUACUGCUGCUCAGUGAACUGCUUCCCCGAACCAGUGGGAACAUCCCUGACAAACUAAACAGCCCUCAUUCUGGUUUAUCUCUUCAUCCCCUUUCUUUGGGGUUGCAGAUUUUGCAUCCACUAAUUGCCCAAACGGUACAGAGUACAUGCUUUUGGUACACGCAGUCCCAGAGGAACAAAUACGGAUACUCAGAAGUACAUCCGCAUGCAAUCACAUGCUUUUGCCCUCGCAGCUGUUCUCCUAAACUUUGUAAACUGCACUAAGAUCACCCAGUGCUCCGGCUGAAAUCCUGCUUAAGCCGACUUAUUGACCUCAGUGUCAACAGAAAUUUCAUCCCAGAAUAGCUUCUCUGUUUUUGUUUUUACUUGUUUCCGCUUUGCUUUUUCUCUCUUCUUGUUGUCCCGUUAUUUCCUUUCUGCUCUCUCUCUCUCUCUCUCUCUCUCUCUCUCUCUCUCUCCCUCCUUCCCUCUCCUCUCUUAUUUCUAAUAUGGAGAAAACUGUGAUCUCCUCUAACCUUGGGGGGCCUUCACUGGGAUUAGAUGCUUGAACUGUCAGGUCAAGAAGAAUACUGGGUGUUGGAGGUGGAGGGUUGGCAGGCAGGGAACCACCUCAAGGGUACUGAUCCCUGAGCUGAUGGGAAAAUGAAAAUAAUUACUUUGGGGUUUGUGAUUUAUGCUGUCAGGAGGCUUCUAGCUGUGCCUUUUCGCUGCUUUGCUGUCUGAUUCAGUUCACAGUUUUCCCCGGCCUGAGUCUGCAGGUGUUAGUGCGAGGAAAUGAGGAAGAGCUUUGCCCCCUGGGGUAAAAAAAGAAGAAGAAAAUCAGAGACAGCUUUAAAACGUUAAGUCCUUAUGCCCUGUCUCUGGAAUUACCACAAACCUUUACAUGGUCCAUUUUGAAUUAAAAAAGCAGAGUAAAGAGAUGCUGAGCCACCAUGAGAUCACUUUUCUGUUGCAGUUUGCAGCACAGUAGAUGUACUUUUUCAUCCCAAGUUGUAAUUCUUCAUUUGUUUCAGAUGCUUCUCAGCUGCCUCUUUAGUCUGAGCCUAAUAAGGCGUUAAUGUCUAGUGGUUUGUUUCUAUUAAAAGUCUUUUUGCUUUGUUAUUUCAACAAGUCUGCGGUUUCUGUUUCACUCCCAAAUUAAUUUUUGGUCCAAUGAUCCAUUUCUGUUCUGUCGCCUUACAAAUACCCACACAUCCUCUGCAGUCUGUUUCUAUUAGUAUCAUGAUUAAAAUGCUAAAGUGUCCAUGUAAAGAAAAACGAGAGAGUGAAAAAAAAGAGACGAAAACAUUUCUUAUCUGUUGUAAGUUUUUUGUGAGAAGUUUUUCAAUGAUUGCAUUGAAAUGAACACCUCUAACUCAGCAGCUUCUGUUUGUUUGAAGUUUUUAAGCAGAUAUAUAUUAUCAUAAAACCCAGUAAUUCAUAAGCCUGGUGGGAGGAAGUGUGAUUAAAAAGAUGCAGUCUAAUAAAUCACAGAAGAUUUCAUACACUCUCUCUUAGUAUUGAUUUUCACAUUAAACAGGAGAUUGCUUGUGGUCCACUGCUGGUCCAGAGGGGGAAAUUAAUCAGGUAUUCACUGCUACAUUUUUAAGUUCUACAACUUUUUAUGUCUGUGCUUUUACUGGCCACAGUCAAUGUAGUCCUUUUGCAGAAGUGUAGGGAGUUGUUUUCAAAUAGUGAUAUAACCAUUCUUGAUAUUAAGUCACACUAGAUUCAUCCUUCAAACUGGCUCAAACUGGAAAAACAGAAACAGAAUACUUCUUUAUCUCUUUGCAGACUGAUUUAGAGACAGUGUCAGGAGUUUACGGAUAUGUGCGGUUAGUCGACUAAACAGCAAAAAGAUGUCCAUCAACAUUAUUGGUUGGUUAAACAAAUUAUUAUUAAUAUUUGUAUGACUGUAGACCGUAAAUUUCAGUUUUUUGUUGUGUCCAAGCUGCAGUGCAGCCAUCCACCAUUAGCGGGAGCUAUUGUCGUAAAUGCACAACACAUUUUAGCAGAAUUUAGGUCCAGAAAAAUGGAGAUUAAGUUGUGUGAAUGCUGUCUUUUUAAAUUGGUACAGGCCUGUGUUUAUUAACCUGCAUGGAGGACUGAAGGCCCUCUGGUUUAGCUGCGUCAAAUACAUUGCACCAUUAUUUACUAUUCUCUGAGUGUUGUCUUACAGUUACACUUGGAUGGUCAGUUGUAAUCUAAUAUCAACUCUGAAAUGAGUUCCAUCAGGACUUUCCUAGUUUUAAACCUGGCCUCUGUAUGACCAUACAACAAAAGCAACCAUCAGACUGACUGGAUUUUCCAUGCCUGCUACCCCUGCUUCAGGUGUCAGUCCAAGUGAUUUUUAGCUGGCAAAAAUUAAGAUGGCUUUGACCAAAGAAAAGAGCAGCAAAGAGGCAAGACAUACAGGCUGUCUAAAUUGACCUUGUGGUUCCAUAGUAGCUUUAACACAACUCAAGCAAAUUUUAAUUAUAUUUCCCAAAUUAAGGCACUUUGAAGCAGUGACUUUUUAGGUUAAAAUGUCAUUUUGCAUAAUUUCAUCCAUAGGAAGCAGGAAUAAUGAGAAGUGAACAGGUGAUAAUGCAAAUUAGUGUUCCCACAGUGUGAGUAAGACCGCUAACAAACAGAAGAAUCUCAAUCACCCUCAUUCUGAUUUGCAUAACCACCCUUUCAUCGUACAUUAUCCUUUACUUUACUUUAUCCUAUCCUUUACAAACAGGUUGAUAAAAACUCUGAUUUAAAGAUGAGUUGAUUGAUCGAAGGCUGAUUUAGUUAAACUGUUAGAAUAUGGUAUAAUGCCAGCUGACAACACGCUGCCUCAUCUUGGUUUGUAAACUAAAGAGAACGUUUGUGUGUCUUCCUGAUGACGCUGAGCAUGUAAGCCAAAUAAGACGAUAAGAUAAGCUUUUUUUUCCCCCUCUCUUACAGUUAUGAAUCUUUAUAGAUGAGAAAGUAAGUCACAGUGAUGUACUUGGACUAAAGGCCUGGCAACCAUUUGGCUUCCUAUGAUGGGCCCAUAACACACUGGAGAGCUUGACACAGUUUCUCCUUGAGAAGAGCAUCCAAAUCCCCCUGAAGGGUUAUGGAUAUUUUGCUAAUGACAAAGACCUCUGAACUGAUUUGCUUAGCCUGCCGUUCUUGUAACCCUGCCCUGAAAAAAUGUAAAGAUGAGUGGACAGAUACGAUAUUCUGAUUUCUCUCAGACUUGGCUCAGCACCCUCCAUUCCUCUGCCGGUGUGUAUUUCAUUUUUUUUCCCUUCUUAUAGGGACUUCCUCAGUCGGUAAGAAAAGCUUCAGUGAAUUGUCAUAUCUAAUUUUUUCUACAAUCUUUCUCUCUCCUAAAAAGGUUGGUGUUUACUCUGAUUGUUUGCAAGGGCAUCUGAGAUCAAUCAGUCAGAACAGCCUCUCGUAUUAGGAAUUACAUUUCCACAACUUGACGGCAGCUUAAAAAACCUCAUGAGGAGCACAAAUACACACACACACACACACACACACAAACACACACAAACAAAUACACACCUCAAGGUCUCCUUCAUGUUUGAGUGACCACAGAAAUUAUGUGCUGAUGACACCUAAACAGAUUGUGUAAUUACUUUUGCUCUGGUGGCCCUGGCCUGUAACAGCGAGCACACAAGUCCUGGUGCAGGUUAUUUAUACACAACUUUAGUGUUUGUGUGCGUUGCAGCUGACAUUUACGAUGGUGUGCGAGUGUAAGUGUAAUGUCAGCAUCCAGAACAUUAGGAGAGGUGAGGCCUGACAGGUUUAAAGAUGCAAGGAUGAUUAGAGUCUGAAAAGAAAGACCAAAUCAGUGAGUCAGUGACCUCCUCCCCCCUCCUGUGUUCAGUCUAAUUUGGUCCAUCGAAAGCCUACAGACAAAGGUCAUCCUUGUUUUCUCUGAGGACUUCACUCCCUUUACAGCUUUGAAUAGAUGUGAAUCAUCAUUGCCCGCUAAAGAAUAUCACUCGUAGAACUGACUAGGUGGCAGGUUUGGUCCGUGAAUGCACCAUCAGGGAGGUGUUGGACAGCAUGGAGACAGGUGGUCUGAACUCCUCUUGGCGUGUUUAAAUAACUUUUCUAAUUUGCUCCUAUGUUGCUUCUUUGGGCACAUGCUGCCUUCAGGCCCCUCAGGAAACAAGUGCUCUAUGCCUUUUCUUACCUGCAGAGAAGAAGAGAAGAGAGGAAAGCUUAAUGAAAAGGUCACCAUGAAGUCAUUUUCUAUUUAAAUGUUAUAAAGGUAGGAAUUUUUACAUAAGAGGUCAGGCACUUUAAUUAGUCUUCAACUGUGGUUACAGAGCAGAUUAAUAAGCACUCUACCGGCUUAGACAUUUCACCAUUUCACUGCUGCUGACUAGACCAACAGGACUUAAAAGGGGCUUAUAAACCUCAGAGACUGUUUCCUCAUAUGUACACUCACCGGCCACUUUAUUAGGUACAAUUGUUCAAUUGAGAACACAAAUAGGUAAUCAGCUAAUCACAUUAGCAACUCUGCAUUGUGGCAUGUAGACGUGGUCAAAACAACUUGCUGAAGUUCAAUCAGAGCAUCAGCGGUUGUUGGUAUUUCAGGAAACUUAUGAUCUACUGGGAGUUUUAUGCACAACCAUCUCCGGGGUUUACGAAGAAUGGUCAAAAAAAAAAGAAAAAAUAUCCAGUGUGGAGGAAAAUGCCUUGUUGAUGUUAGCAGUCAGAGGAGAAUGAGCAGACAAGUUGGAGAUUAUAGAAAGGCAAAAGUAAGUCAAAUAACCACUCAUUACAACCAAGGUUAGUCAGAAUAUCAUCAGUCAAACCUCGAAGCAGAUGAGCUGAGGUCUCAGUUCACACAGACUCACCAAAACUGGGCAAAAGACGAUUAUAUGAACAUAACCUGGUCUAAUGAGUUUUGAUUUCAGCUGUGACAUUCAGAUGGUAGGGUCAGAAUUUGGUGUAAACAACAUGUAAGUAUGGAUCCAUCCUGACUUGUAUCAACAGUUAAAGCUGGUGGUGGUGGUCUUGUGGUGUAAGGGGUACCUGGGUAUUGCUGCUGACCAUGUCCAUCCCUUUAUGACUACAUUGAACCCAUCUUCUGAUGGCUAUCCAAGCAGGAUAAUGAUCCAUGUCACAAAGCUCAAAUCAUCUUAAACUGGAUUCAUGAACAUGACAGUGAGUUCACUGUUGUCUCGUGACCUCCACAGACAUCAGAUCUCAAUCCAAUAGAGCACCUUUGGGAUGUAGUUGAACAGGAGACAAAUCUGCAACACCUGCAUGAUGCUCUCAUGUAAAUGUGGACAAAAAUCUCUGAGAAAGAAUUAACACAUAAGGGGGUCGACCUGAUACUAGCAAGGUGUACCUUUUCACUGUUUUUGUUUUGAUAUUUUGAACCUUUCUUUUUUAGAUUACUUACAUGUACAUGUACGGUUUCAGUUAUAUGUGGUGUCAAAGUCAGCAUAAUGUGUAAAUACAAAAUGCUGUGGUCUUUUCAGAAUAAGCAGGUGGUGACACAGUCUUAUCGGAAGAGAGAAAUGAGAGGAAAGAGAACAACAUCAAGCAGAUAAGAAACUUAUCUUUGAUACAAAUAAACAACCUCUGGAUUUUCAUCAACACGUGUAAUAAGGGUACAUUUACUAUCCUCUUCAAACAGGUUUCAUGCAGUCCAAUCUGAGGUGCAUACUGCCACCUAAUGUGCAUGCUUGUUUGGUGGAGUUAUUUAGAUAUUUUCACAUUUCAAUACAACACUGAUUGAGUACAUUUAAAGCACAAUUUCUACUGUCAAAUACGUGUUUAGGUAACGUGCUGCUCAUGUCAGAUAUUGUGGGGUAAAGUAGACUGGGGGGAAGAGAUAUUUCCUGAACUAUUUUGUGUCCAUGUUGGAAAUGCAUAAUCAUAAAAUAGAUGAACAGCAUUUAUGCAGCAUUAUAAAUACUUACUGAAUAAAAUAUGUCCUAAACCUUUGCUGAAGUAUUUGUAAGUUUGCCCUGUUAGUGUAAUCUAAAAAAAAAAAAUCCCAACCUCUGUACAGAAAAACAUCUAAAAAAAAACAAGAUCACAGACUAUUUGUUGUGUGUUUUUUUCAAACAGUGAACAGUAAAAUAUUUUAGAGAAUGAAAAAGUGCUUUAUUCUUAUUACUUUAUCAGGUUUUUUCUUCAGUCGCAGAUGACUCCUCUUGUCUUUGUCUCGAAAAAUGAACGUCUUACUUUUGCUUUAUGAAACAAAGGUGCAAAGUCUCAAAUUAAAAGGCUCUUUACAAAGUUACAUAAAAAGGUAAACAGUUCUUCUGUUUUCACUUAAAUUUCCAGUCAAGGUCUUGUGUCCACAGGAUUAUGACAUUAGCAUAGUAUGUUGAAGUGAAUGUUGCCGCCAUUAUCUCCUUCACUAGUUCCUUUUCUACAGUUUAGAAGUUGAACUGUGUUAGAGGUAGAUACAGAGUGCUGAGUCAUUAGAGACUCAUUCUCUAAAGUUAAAUUUUUCUUAAUUCCUCAGUGUUCACCUUGAGUUAUAACUUGCGUUUGUUAUAAACACUAUUUGCAUAUCCAUGGCUUCAGGAUUUGACAGCGGAGAAAAGGAGAACAGAAUCUCAAAUGAAGAAUGAAAACAUUUCUUGAGGGUACCUGUAACCUUUACACGUCAAUCCGCAGUAUAGUUUUAUGGCUUACAGCUCCCAGGUGUAUCUUAAAUAUCACCUGAUUUUUUUAAGGGACCUUGAAAGUUUUUGUUGGCAAAGAAUGAACAAGUUUUACCUUUGUGCUGUUCCUCCCCUCCCUUCUCACAGCAGUGUUCCAGUCACAGCCUCAAACUGUCUGUGGUAUUAAGUCCCUCGGGGAAGGAUUAGUCAGGUGAGGAUUUACCACAACAGGUAUCAGAGUUAUUCCGUGCAUCAAAUCGUGCAAAGCACAAAGCAUGCUGGCCUACUGUGAGAUUUUCCUAGCAGUUCAUUGAGCGGAGGAGCACACGCCCACCAUCAAUGUUAGUCUCUACAAAUGUCAAAAACUUAAGGAGACCUUUACGGUGUCCUCACACCAUCUGUGUGGCCUCUGGCAUAACAACCAGACCAGAACUGUUAGGACAUAUUUACCAAUGGUUUUAUAUUCAAGUCCUUACCGGACAGUGAUGUACGCCCUUUCUGUUGAGACAAGUGUCGGAGAUGCUUUUUUUUUCAGAUCAGAAGUGAAUUUUCCAGUUCAGAUGAACCUUAAAGAUGGCAUUUUCACUGAGAUAUGAGACUUUUUCAAUCUUUUUGUCUUCUGAAUAUAAAAGUCCACACUUAAGAAAAGUUCUUUGUAGAGCUUCAGUGGAGGAUUACUGUUAAAAACUGAACUUUAAUCUAAACCGAUAAGACUGUUAUUUAAGAUAGGUAAACACCUGAACUAAAGCAUGAGUUUGAAUGGAUCAUCUAAGCUGGACUUUUGAGUUUUUUAUGACAGUUUAUUCACACAGCCCAUUUGACUGAAAACUGGAAAACUUCACAUUUAUUAAACAGUUAACAGCACUGCAGAACAUGUUUCAGUAUGAAUGAUAAUGAAUACAGUAAUUAUGAAUGCAUUUUUGUAAGUUUUAUUUACUUUUUUUUCCUUUGUAUUCCUUUUCUAAAACAUUGCGGUGAUUAUCCUUUUGUUUCCACAUUAAUAAGUAUGUGCUACACAAAUGUAGCUGAUUGAUAUUGUUGUUAAAGUACUGUAGAGUCGAUGAAUGUAACUGUGAAUUAAAGUUCAUUAACUGAUGAUACAUAUAAGGUGAGCAACAGGGAUUGAUAAUACAUACUACAUUAAUUCAUGGCUUUCAACAGCAUUAUUUAUGUUAUUGUACUCUAGUUGUGAAGAUUUGGUCUGCUGAUGUUGUUUUUUUAAAAGAGAUAUCUGAUUUGCCGUCUCUUCAAACACAUAAGUGGAAUGAUUAGCAAGGUCCACUUAAAGAUUUCACAGGCAGCUCUUUUCUCCAAGCUGAAAUGCUCCUGACUUUAAAAACGUUAGGAUGUGAUAAUGUUGCAUCGGUCACUAAUAUGUUGCUUUAUUUUGUUGACAAGCCACUCCCAGAGGAUAUAGAAAAGGUGUAAGAUGCUUCACCCCUCAGCAAUAUAGCCUCUGAAAUCACCAUGUGCACUCAUGGCAUAUAAACAUGUAACGUGGAAAAAUCAAAUUCUUCUCUUGAUACAGACUAAAAGUUUCUCACAGGUGCUUUAAAAGGAAGAACACAUUAACCCUGAUUUGUAUGGUUAUUGUACGGCCGUGUCUACACUCUCUGCUUUCUCAGCCAGUGUGUUCACUUUGAACUUUCAUAAGGUAAUACAGAGACAUUCUCCUGCAGGAAGGUGACUUGACUUUUUUUUGUCUUUGUUGGUUUUUGAAAGGUGACUGAAAACAGGGAUUAAAGGAGGAUGGACUGCAGAGAGAUUAGACGACAAGUCACAUGAGACCUGAGUGGGAUUCAUACAGAAAGUGCAGAGGAUGGAUGGGUGAACAGGUAAAGAGACUGGACAGCACAGAUCAAAUAAGGCGGAAGAAAUAAGAGCAGUGCUAUGUCUAUAUAUUCUAUAAUUCAGGAAUACCCCCUGAGUAGUAAAUCAAUAAAUAAAGACAUUUGCAGACAUCAUGAUCACUUUCCACUGAUGUCUUAUCCACCUCCCUCUGUCUCCCAGGAGAGUGAGAAAACCUGGAAAAUAUGAGAUGUGGUUGGUGGGGUUUCCAAUGAAUCUUUAAUGCAUGAAGAUGUUUUUCCCGACAGUGACGUUUCAUCUGCACUCUAGUUCGAGUGAAGCGCAAUUAUUUUAUUUUCUCCCUGGGACCGAGGAGGUCUUAUACAUCUCUGUUUAUUAUCCACAUCAAAUUGAAGCUCAUUUUUCCGCCUUAUUUUCUGCACUGACUAAAUAACAGUCCACACACUUCAGCAGGAAAAGAUUUUCCUCAUCUUCCUCUGUUUGGAGAUGCUGUUGGUAAAAUGGACAGAGAUCCUCUUCGGUCUCAAGGGGAGCCGCUAAUUUUGGAGAGCAGCUCUCGAAAACAAAACAAACCGUCUCCACAUGAAAGGCCUCAUGAAUAUUUACAAAUGAUAAUCACAGUGGACUGUGAUUAUCAUUACACCUCUAUUCAUGCAUUAAAUGUAAAUCUUGUUUAAAUGAAAGGUAACUCUAACGCAUUUUCCUGUGGGUAAAUGAUCAUGAAAGUAUCUUGUGUAAUGAUCGCUAAAACCCACAUGGUAAGCAGCAUGUUCCAUCAUUUUUGUGCCACUUUUGGGUGAAAUGGUGAGGAAAUUACCCAAAGACAGGGCUGGAAGAGAAUAUUUUUGGACUCAGUUGAAUGUUAAAGGUUAGUAUGAAAAGUGUACAGAGAGAUAGAUGGUGCUUUUUCCUGCAUGUAUGUAUGCCUGUAUAGAAUACAAAGUAGAUUACACAGAGAGUUUCUUGGGUGUUAUGUAAGCUUUCAUGAAUCUCCUUUUCAGCUAAUGCAGACGUUACUGUGUAAUGAACAUCCUGUAUAGAAUCAGCCUUGGCUGCCAGCUCUGCUCUCUGUUGUUGUGAAAGCAAAGCUGGUAAAUAAUAGCUGCAUCUGCAUGUUCUCCUCCAAUCACAGCUUUUCUUUGCAUGAGUUCUGUAUUACAUGAACUUGACCUCCCCUCUUACAACCAACCACUGCUGCUGCUAUACCUGCCUGUAUAGAUUUUUUUGUGUGGGCCUUUUCUGACCUCUAGUGGACAAGAAUCUUUUAGUUUCAUUUUCUGUCAUAGAGAGUUUGACUUUAAUCUUGGCCUGGAGUCAAACAAGUGACCAAUAAGCUGAGGACUAUCGCUGUAAGAAACCCCCAGUUCUUAUAAUGAUUGACAUCUUAAUGAAUUAAUCAAUCAAAUCUUGAUUGGUGGCUCUAGGUGCAAAUGCAAAGACACAUUUCAGUAAAGGUGCAGCACAGUACUCUGUCAGCAAAGGAGUUAGGGUUACAGAGACAUCUUCAAUAAGCACCAUUAUUUUCAAGUUCUCAUUAUUCCAGUUCUCUUUAUCUGAAACCUGUUGUACUGUAAGGAGAAAUUACUGUUUAGAGUUGGGUUAGGGUUAUAAUUUUGAGCAACAAGUGUGACUCGUGAACAUUAUUGAUGUAACUAGUUACCAGUGUAUAUUUUGAGCCCCACCUAUUAACCAAUACGGUCCCUAAAUCCAUCUCAAUUAUGACUAGAUAAACUUGCAACCACUGGUUCACUCUUAAAAACUAAGAACGAUGCUACUUCACCAGUUAGGUUUUAUUCUAUUGACAGCUGGUGAACUUCUUAACUUUUUUAGGCGUGCUAUUGAACUCGUAAUGAGAAAAUGCCUCCACUAGUAUCACUGAUGGAGAUUUUGGUCUAGUUUGACCAGUUUACAUAUCAGAGGUUUUGCUGUCUACCAGUUUACGAGUAAAAAAAAACAUUUAACAAGUUAACUAGUCAAAGAUUUAACCAGGGAAGGGUUAUAACAAUAUCAAGGAUAUUAAAUAAAUGAUCAAAUGGCUUUCCACAUGUAACAGACUGUCAGCUCAAUCACAUCGCAGGUUUAGUUUUGUAUCAUCUUAUUCAUCUUAUCAUAUUCCCCAGUCAUCAGUAGACGUUUGAAUGUCAAAGUAAUUUCAGUGUUUUUGUCCAUGAAAGUUUAAAACCUCCAAAAGCUUCUUGUCGUGAGAUUUAUCUGACACUUUGAAGACCAUGAAUUAACUCUUGGUCUUAGUAUUCUGUACUUGAAAUUAAAAGUCUUGAUUUUCCUUUAACUGUCCAAAUUUUGACUAAUAUACCGCUGAGCAGGGCUCUGACGGCUGAGGAGAAAGAACAAGAUCAAAUGGACAGUGAGUACAGACACAUGUGUUUGUCAACACACUCACCAGCCCUCACCUUUGCGUACUCUCGCUUGAAUUAUUUAUGACCAUGCUUAGGAACAUGAUCCACUAUCUGCACUGAACAGUCAAAGAAAACCACUGCUGACCUCGUCUGGCUCAGUCUGGUUAAACUGACCUUUGGAUGUGAUUGCGUUGUAGCUGUGCACAAAGUCAAACUUGUACAAGAUGUCAUGCACAAAAAUUUCCAGGAGUGCGCAAUGACUCCCGAAAGUGGGGUAAAAGUCAUCUAAAAUAAUGACAUUUUUAAUGCAUAUCUGGCCUUUUGACACAGUUACCUUUGUGAAAAGAUUUUUUUUCUUUAAGUGUGAUCACAUUGUUCUGCUCCUACUUGCUUUUGAAGUUAAAAACAUCUUGAAAAUCACAGAACACUGAAUCCACAUUUGGGUUUGGACUGUAUAAAGUUAGAUUGAUGACAUGAUGUAAUAUAAAAUGAAAUGAUACAUCAUCAAUACAAUUCAAAACUAAGUGGUAUCAUUAGAAUGUACUACAGUAUGGUACAACACAAAGAAAAUGAUGGGAUACAAACAGAAAUUGUUUUUAUAUAAUUAUCUAGUUUUUAUCAUUUAUUCUAAUUAUUUAUUUAUAUGAAGGUAGUUGUGUUUGUUACGAAAAAAAAUGAUGUGAAAACAAUUUGAAAAACAACUAAAACAAUAUCAGUCAGCUUGUGAAUAGAAAAGUCGAUCCCAGUUAAAAUAACAAAAACCUUGUAUGUUCUUUGUUUUUGCAUUAUGUGCAUAAUAAGAUAAGAACAAGAUGAACCAAAUACACUUUACUACAAACUGAGGGCAAAAUUACCAUUCUGCUCACUAUGUCAUUUUAAUUGUAGGUUAAUAAUUUAUUUUAAAAAGAAAUUCCCUUUAGUUUUCAUAUUUUUAUCUGUUUUUAUGUCACAGAAAGCCCCUCUGGUAGUUUUGUCCUCAUUUAGUACAAAGACUGUAGUAUUUACAAAUUUAAUAGAUAGAUGAUCUAUGUACAGAAGUACGUUUUUACAAUAAUCUCUUAAAAAAAUGUUGUGCAUGUUUUAAAGAACAACCACAAAAUGCUGGAACUGGUUUAGUUAACAAACAAUAAGUCACAGGACACAAACAGAGCCCUCAGGGUUAAAGUCUUGUGUUAGUUUGACCCUUUCACUCAAUCCUCCACCCAGUAUACAUCGCCUGACUUCUCCAAGGUUUUAAAGGUGGAGAUAGAAAAAACAUGUAAACAUACACAAACAUUUACAUAAUAGUUUUUUUUUACUACUAAACAAACUUCUCUCAGACUGACCAACAAUGAAAAAAAGGAUAUCCUUGCACUGCAGAUCACACUCAUCAAACUGAAUAAAGUGCUUUAAAACUCUUAACUAGUAAAAUGUUUAGUCUACCACAAGCCAGACAGUAUACUAUGGUGACUAUUAGUCACUUUCACAUCUGUGUUUUCAGUUAUUUAGUAUGAACAAAGGUCAACAAAGAACACAAUCUUGCAUCAUUCCUCACACAUGUUUUGAUUGGCUCACUUUAAUCGAAUGACCCAAAACUUUGCUCAGAAUAAAACCAAAUCCCUCCUUUGAUCUACCUUCAUGUUUUCUGACCAAACAUUAGCAGGAAAAGAGUAAUGACAAACCAAAACUCACAGCCAUGUGCAGAAACACUCUAAAGAUGGACGAGUAAAAACUUAAGUACUGAUACCAAAACACUUAAAGGGAACAAUUAUAUCUGCAGGACUCAGACUGCAAAUUACUCUCAAAGUCUCUCGUUGUAGAAUAAUGAUUCAACCUCCUUUUAAACUCCAAAAACUCAUAUUUGUUAAUAUGUGUACUACCAAUAUUUAGAGAUGAGUCUGAUGCCACUGAGAGAAGAACCAGUUUGACCGCCGUUAGUUUGUAUGUUUACUUGCUUCCUCCAAAUGUUUUUAUUUUUAAGAUUCCGGGGCGUCUUAAUAAAUGUAUUACCUCUUAAGCGAAAUGAUACAGCCACAGACUUGUAAUAAUUUUUUUAUAAUUGCAUGACUGACUUGUUAAGAACUGGCCCACAUAAAGACUUGAAUAAAUGCACUACUGUCAGAUUAAACAUUUGUACGCUUUUAUUAUUAAUAAUCAAAAAAUUUGGAACAAGAAAUAUUCAAGUUGAUUUUUCCACAAGCCAGUUCCUAAAAAAGUGCCAUAUUAUCUGUUCAUAACAGAACUAAUUUCACAGAUUUUACUAUAUUAUUAUUAUUAUGAGACUGUAUACCUGCCCCCCCUACAUCUUUGGAUGUUUGGCUGCUGGAGCCACACCCCCACACAUACACAGGAAAUGAUGAAAUCUCUCAGUAUCAGUGAAAAGGUGUCACAGGGCUUACACACUGUUAGAUUAUCUGAGUUAUUGAUAACAUUCAAGGAACUGAGACUGACACAUGUAGCCCUCGAGGCUUUAUUGUUAACUUAAGGUCGCAAAAGUGUGUUUUCCAUUAAUUGUGAAUAUCUUGUAUUUCUUGCAUGUAGAGAAUGAACUCUAGAUUAUCACUUAAGUCUGUCCCCUCAUCCAGUCUCUCUUGUGCUUGACCUAUUUUAAUUUGUCAUCCAAAUAAAACAGGUCAAUAACAUGAACAGUAGUGCUUAUUGUCAUUUUUUUAAGGAUCCAUGGCCGUGCCGAUAAAGCGAGCCUCCACUCUCCACCUUAACAGAGCGCAGGUUUCAGCUGCACUGGGAGACAAUGUUGCGCAAUAUUGCGCAUGCCACGAGACGUUUCCUGCUCGUCAGCACAACUGGAGUGAGGUGAACCGGGAGCUUCGCCGGAAAACCUAUCACCACCACUGCACAGUUCAACCCAAACCCUAAAAAGUGAGUGAGCUGCACUGACACGAACUUAUCUGAAGAAUCUCACACAGAGGAGUUUUAUCAGCGUGUGUUGUGCGUCCACUCUGUCAGGGGAAUUCACGCCGUAAACGCUCCUCUGCUCUGAUAGCGCACUCUUCUUUAACCCUAUUAGAUAGCGUUCACUCCCCCUUCUCUACCUCUCCUCUUAUUGGACGCAUCCUAAUGGCCCGUUUUCUACCUGACGGUCGUCUCCUCCACACGCUAUAAUAUUUAAAGAGCCCCCCACGCUGGGGGCAGCCAGCACUCUGCCAGAGGGAAUAACUACAUCCCCACUCUCAUAAUUAAGACAUUAAUUGCUAAAGUACAUGUGCAUACUAGAAUAAUUUUGCAACAAGCUUAAAUUAACUACUCGUCACCAUGGAGAAAGGUAUGACCAAAGAGACACGGGGUGAUUUGUUUAGGGGGCUGCUUUCAUGAGUUUUUUUUCUCAAAAACGUGUUGGAGCGUGGUGCAUGGUGGACUUUGUGAAAGCUGCCACAUGUUGUUUUGUUCAGACUGUUCACUCAGCCGGUGGAGGUAAUCCUGCUGUGAAAGCUGGCCUGGAAUUUGUUAGAGGUUUGACUGAGUUGUCAGCUGUCAAAUGAUUCCCGUUUGUCUGCCGGCAUGUUAACCUGCAGGCUCCCUUGUACUCUAUGUACAACAGGUAAUGAAUGGACUUUCAAGGUAUUCACUUUACUUAGGUUGUCAUUAUCGGUGCUGGUGGAGUAUGUAGUGCCUCAUGUGCUGGCCUUAGCUAAGCCUGGUUUGUUGGAUGGUUGUUCAUGUUUUGACCCACAAAAAGAGGUAAGUUCAAGGGGUGAAAAGCUCAUCUUUGAUUUUAUGUUUCUUUUGUUGUGGCUGCUUUACAAAUUGAUUUCAUACUGCUUGUAUCAUAAACUGCAUGUAUUGCAUCAUACACUGAAAAUUACUGCAGUAUUGAGUCUUGCUCUUCACACCAAUGACUUUACUGUUUCUAGAAAGUUUCUUGAAAAUGAGGCACCUGCUAUGAAGGUUUCAGAAGGUUGUUUUAUUACCCAAACCUGUGCAGUUACCGUGUUAUGCUAAUAAUCUUGCUUUUGGCAAAGCAAGUAAAACUUGUUGUGUCACUUAAGUAGGAAACACCACUAGCCCUGUUGUUAAAGUUUGAAAAAUGACAGAUAUAGUGUUCGUGAAAUAUGAACUGCUGAAUGAGUUGUAGUUAAAUCUACUCUGCCGGAGCUUUGAAUGUGUCACAGAGUGUUGUUAUAAGAUUUCUGCAGCACUCAUUUCUGACUAAUGGUUAAACUUUGAGACAGACUUGUUUGAGCUGGUGGUUUGAAGUUUGAACAUUGUUAGCUGUAACAGUGUGUGAGAGCAUCACAUGUUAAUUGGAUGACUGCAUCUCAGUUGAAAUUUUGUUUUUUGUUGAAUUUUUGACCAGUUGUAGAUAAAUUACUAUUCUGAAAUAGAUGUAGAAAAAGUAUAACAUUUCUACAUAUUCCAGCAAAAAGUGUCACAGGCAUAUUGUCUUUUGUUUUCGGUUGUUUCCAAAUAAAAGAAAAUUAUAUAUAUAUAUAUAUAUACUAUAUAUAUAUACAUACAUACAUACAUACAUACAUACAUACAUACAUACAUACAUAUAUAUAUAUAUAUGUUUAUGAUCACAGUCUGCUAAAAGAGCUUCAUCUCACUUGAGUAUGAUUGCUCAGUUUAGCAGAUCAUACAUAUAUUCUUCAGUAGUAGUUGUCCUUUUCAAGCUGGCCCAAGCAUUUCCAUUGUGAGUUCAAUUUACCCAGAAAGUAAAGUUCAUUUAAGAAAGUUACACGCAAAGUAUUCAUCCAUUAUCAAGCCACUGUAACAAUAAUUGUGUAUUUAAUGUUAAUGUUGCCAUUUAACAGCCCGUAACAACAUGACAGAGUUUUGGAAGGAGCACUCAAAGGGCGCCACAGUUGAGGAGAUGAUGCUGGACUCUCGUGCCAAAGAACUGACCCAGCAUGAGCUUCCUGAGAUCCUCGCCAUGCUACCAAGCCUGGAAGGAUGCAAAGUGCUGGAGCUGGGAGCUGGCAUUGGGUGAGCAUCUACAUAGAUGUUUAUGUAGACAUUGUUUUAAAACGACAUACAUGUGUUCAAAGUUUCAAUCAUGUUUCAGACGUGGCAGUACCAGAAAUACCAUGUUCUCAGGUGUGGAGUAAGCUGUGCUCAUAACAAAAAGAAAAAUUCAUAUGAAGUUGUGUUGUAUGUGCAGCAGCCACCAGUGAAGAAUCUGGCAGAGUGAAAGAGUUUUAGCAGAAGAUAAUACAUGAUGUGUCUGUGAAUCUUAUCUAGGGCUUAGGUAGAGCCAUUUGAUGUCCCUCCAUAUUAUGUUUGUCUUGAAAUCUAGGAAAAAAGACCCUUAUUCUCCUUUUCAACUCAGGUAUUGGGGAGUGGAUGGGAAGAUUUUAGCAGCAUUGAAAGUGGCACUUUUUAAAAGUUUCACUGAUGUGUGUUGACAGUCGGUAUACCAGCCACCUGCUGACCAGGGCUGCUCAUGUGACAGCUGUGGACUUCAUGGACAGCUUUGUGGAGAGGAACAGGCAGGACAAUGGUCACCAUAGCAAUGCUACCUUUAUGCAAGCUGACGUCACAAAGAUGGAUGUCCCCAAAAACAGGUGUGUGUAAAGAUUACUAACUAAGUACAACAAACUCAUUAACUGUGUCAUUAAUAUUCUUGUUCAAGGCAAAAAAAAUUCAAUCAAAAUCUCAACAAAGUUAUUCAUUAGCUAAAUUGGUUGGCUCGGUCUGCUGUGUCCCUCCUCAGUUUUGACUUCAUCUUUUCCAACUGGCUGCUGAUGUAUCUGACUGAUGAGGAGCUGAAUGCCUUCAUAAAGAAAACACUAGGCUGGCUGCGGCCUGGGGGCUUUCUCUUCUUCAGAGAGUCCUGCAACCACCGGUCAGGUAGAGAGCGAAUAUUUAACUAAUCAUUAAAUUAAUAAAACAUAAAGAAAAUGAAAUGAUACUCUCAUUAAAACAUGCCCCUGAGCAAAAUCAAAUAGACAUCAAAUGGUUGUUGAUGGUUGGCUUGAUGGAUGGAUAGAUUGCUGAAAGAUGAAACAUUGGUUAGAUGGUUGAGUUUGACGGAUAGUAAGUUGGGAGUGGGUUGGUUAGUUGAUGUAGUGGAUGUUUGAUAGAUUAGAUGGUUUGAUAGGUAAAGGAAUGGAUGUUAAAUUAGUUGUUUGUUAUAUUGAUCAAUUGUUGGAGGGUUCUGUUGACUGGUUGGUGGGUAGGUUGGUUGGAUUGACAGAUGGAUGGCUGAUGGGAUGAAUAGAUGCAGGAUUGGUUGGAAGAGGAGAUGAGGGUUGAUUUGAAUAAAAUAUGCAUGGUUUUUUGGAUAAAUAGACAGGUAGAUAGAAGGAUGGAGAAAUAGUUGAAUGAUAAGACAAAUAGUUGGUUAAAUUGGUGAAGAGAUGGAUGGAUGUUUGAUUAGUCAGCUGAUUUGAAAAUGGGUUUGUUAGUUGGUUCAGGAUGGAUGGAUGGAUGGAUGGAUGGAUGGAUAGAUAGAUAGAUAGAUAGAUAGAUAGAUGGAUGGAUGGAUGGAUGGAUGGAUGGAUGGAUGGAUGGAUGGAUGGAUGGAUAGAUAGAUAGAUAGAUAGAUAGAUAGAUAGAUAGAUAGAUAGAUAGAUAGAUAGAUAGAUAGAUAGAUAGCUGUUGGUUGGUUUGAAAGAGAGAUGGAUGGCUGAUGGGAUGGAUAGAUAAAUGUAUAGCUGGCUAGACAGUUGAAUGGUUUGAUGAAGAGGUGGAGAGUUUGUUGGUAUAAUAGAUAGAUUGUUUGAUGGAUGUGUGGAAAGAUAGGUUGAUGGAUAGAAGGAUGAAUACCUGGUUUAAUAAUUUGGAUGUUUUGAGGGACAGAAUAAUUGAAUGAAUAGUUUGGUUGGUUUUCAGAGUGAUUUUUGGAUGUCUCGUGAAAAGGUAAUUGUAUAAAAUAAUGGAUGAUUGUGAUCUAAAAACAAAUCUGUCAAAUCAUCAGAAGUUAAGAAGCCGCCAUUAUGACAAAGGUAUCUACUCAGAACACCUGUGGAUUUAAUGUGAGCCGUACUAAGAACUAACAAUUGUUCUAUUUUUACCAAUACUGUCUACGAAAUUUAACUUUUGAUGAUAAUAUAGUGGUUACAUUGUAAUAUGAUUCAUGGAGUUUCAUCUUCUCUAUCUUUGCCCAAGACACACCUUAACUUCAUAAAAAGUUCUCAUGUAUGUGGCAGGACAAUUAGAAUAGAUUGACCAAUGUGCAUGGAUGGAUUGAUGGAUGAGUAGUUGGUUGAUGGAGUGGAUUGAUCCGUGAAACGUAAAUUAUGGGUUAUUUCAGUUUUUAGAAAAUACACAAUAUUAUUUGAUUCUGAAUGUUCAUAACAGAAGCCAAAAUAAUUUUAAAAUAGAUAUGACAAAGAAGAAUUAAUAUAAACUUGUAUCUUCUCACAAAGGUGACUCCAAGAGAGACUUCAACCCCACCUGCUACCGCACUGAGGCACAAUACAGCCACCUCGUCUCAUCAAUACAAGUGGAGGACACAGAAGGGAAUGAAAAGUUCGGAUAUGACAUUGUGUUGAAAAAGAAAGUUCACGCAUAUAUUGAGGUAGAGCCAUCUAGCCCUGUGAACUGAGAGUUUGUCUGUAACCUGUUUGAUGAUGUGUGAACCCUCGCCUUUCAUCCCUCCACUCUCCUCACUUCUCCGUUGUUUGUUGUGUCUAUGUUUUCUUUCUUCUCCAGAUGAAAAACAAUCCAAAUCAGAUCUGCUGGCUGCUGGAAAAAGUCCCCCGCUCCUCCAGCACGCAGAACGGAUUUACCACUUUCCAGCAGUUCCUGGACAACCAGCAGUACACCAACAGGGGAAUUCUGCGCUAUGAGAAGAUGUUUGGGGCUGGUUAUGUCAGCACAGGUGGACCCAGCACUACCAAGGUACGAAUAAGAGAUUAAAAGAAAAAACAUAAAAUUCUUAAAGAACUUUAAAUGCUUAUCUUGGGAAAGGUACAAUAGUUCUAUAACAUCCAAAGUGAGAAGUUCAUGAAAUACAGUGAGAUUUACAUCAACGAUACUGGAUGGAUUCCAGUUAGUGUUGUCUGUCUAUGAGUGUUAAAAGAGGCUCAGGCUUGGAUGAACUAAAGAAAGAAAUGUUUUUGCUAACAGGAGUUUGUGGACAUGCUGAAUCUAAAGUCAGGGCAGAGGGUUCUGGAUGUUGGCUGUGGCAUUGGUGGAGGUGACUUCUACAUGGCAAAGGUAAGAGCCAAGAAUCUUGAAUGAUUAUGAAGCUUCUAAAAAUAAUGAGCUAUCAAAAUAGUUAUGAUCGUGAUUGUUUCAGACUUUUGGAGUGGAAGUCCUUGGCCUUGACCUCUCGGACAACAUGGUGAACAUUGCUAUGGACCGGGCAAUCGCAGAAAAGCUGCCAUCAGUAUGUUAAAAUGUUUCCCAGUCUUGUUUCUUUAAACUCCACAGAUAGUGGUGUGGGUAAAAGUUGUUGGUACAAGACAUUCAGUUACAGUGUACUCUCUUUUUCAGGUCCAGUUUGAGGUGGCUGAUGCAACCAAAAGGAUUUUUCCUGAAGGUUCUUUCGAUGUGGUCUACAGCAGAGACACGAUCCUACACAUAGACGAUAAACUGGCCCUUUUCAAACGCUUCCAUGUGAGCAGUUUCUCAUACUGAAUCAUUAACAAUACAUUAUAUUUUUUAUUGUACUGAUGUCCGUACCUGUUUUAACACACUCUCUCAAUCUUCUUGUUUUUUGUUUCCAGUCGUGGUUAAAGCCAGGCGGUAAGUUACUUAUCAGUGACUACUGCUGCGGGGAGAAGCCCUGGACGCCAGCGUUUGACGCCUACGUCAAACAGAGAGGCUACGUCCUCUAUACACCCUCACAGUAUGGCAAGGUAAACAAAUGGUCAAGACAACUUAUGUAAUCGUUUGUAGAGGGUCACACUGCCCUGUGGGGAGUACCCUCUGGUCCACUUGAUUAGUGUAUAUCAAGAAGAUUAUAAGCCAGUGCUGGUUCCCAGGUUCAUAGCAGUUUUUGUUGGUGCACUUAACACCAAAAUAAUUCUCAAUGAUUCGUUUGUUUUAUAAACAAAGUUUAUAACUCGUACUUUCUGGAUUUUAAUCCAGAUAUAUAUUUUGUUGAAUUUUGUGACCGUAAGUUCACUAAAUUGCUUAGAUUUCAUAGAAAUUAGAAACAGAUAUGUUUUAAAAACCUUACUUGGCCAACAAAAAGUGAUACUUGCAUGGUUCAGGCAGAGAGGACAAAGCUCAAAUAAGCAAAUGAUGCAACUUUGUGCCAGAUGUGUAACUACAGUUUAUCAGCAGGUGGUGCUGUUUCAGCUUUAUCUCUUUUUGUCUUCUCUCUGAUAGUUCAUUGAAGAAGCUGGCUUCUGCAAUGUUCAGGCAGAGGAUCGAACAGCCCAGUUUAUCCAGGUGAUCAAGACAGAGCUGGAGAGAGCGGAGGCCAUCAAGGAUGAAUUUAUUAAAGUAGGAGAACACACACACACACUUUGCCACUGCACUUUGUUGAACUUGUUACUUGAUAUUCAUUAUAAAUUAGCAUGCAUUAGCAUACAAUGAAGGUGUCAUUCGUUCACACAAAUAUAAACACAUAUCUAAUCAAGCCGUCCUUUUUGCCAACAGGAGUUCUCGGGAGAAGACUACCUUGCAAUAGUAAAUGGAUGGAGAGAAAAACUGGGGCGUUCCAACAGUGGAGACCAAAGAUGGGGGCUCUUUUAUGCAACAAGGGAUUGAGUGGCUGCAGUAUGAAUGAAGAAGAUGAUAACAGAAAAAAAGGAACAUCUUUCCUUAUUUUCUGAUUGUCUGUGCUUUUAUCCUUUGCACUUUAUUUAAAGUGAGUUCCCACCAUCAUGUCCAUGUGCCAACUAAGAAGUUGAAAAUACUCAACUAUUAUCACAGGAUUAAUACACUGAAAUAAUGUAAGAAAGUGCCAAAUCACACCAUAUACAUAAAUAAGUGUAGGUCACACCUCGUUUAUAUAGAGCAGCACUGAAAAAACAAUGUUGUGCUUUUGCUCCGACCUGCCUGUUUUAGGAGAUUUAAGGACAUAUUUCCACUAGUUUGAGCAUACCUGUGGUAUGCUGCAAAAGUUUACUCAAAUGUUAUCAUAUUUAUGUAGAUAGAAGUGUUGAAGAAGUGGGCCAGGUUUUGUUUUUCAGAUUCCUGUAACUAUCAACUCAUCAGUCAGCAGAGUCCAAAGUUUUGAGGGCUGUAACAAAAGCUGAGGUGAGCCUUUAGUCUCCUUUGACUCAUGUCAUCUGUGUAACAGCAACAGUUUAUUAAUUCAACAGCAGCAUGGUGUAAAAGAAGCAGUCCUCAUACAGAAUCUGGUUAUUUGAGAUUUUCAACCACUUGAAUUGAAAUAUUAAAUUUUGUCUGUUUGGAAAAGACAAUUAACCUGUUUUCAACAUGUUGUUUCCCUGACAAAUAAAAUAGUUUCAAAUCAAUAAAACAUCUCUUCACCUCAUGCAUGCGGGAUUUUAUCUUUUUUCCCCUAUAUUAUUGAAGGCUAAUGUUUGAUAAUGUUAGCAACCUAAAUAUAUCCCUGUUAAUAUUCCCAUACUAUUUUAUUACCCUUAUCACUUAGCAUUGCCACUUCUAGUAUUAACCAUUAACCUGUUAUUCCUGCCUGGGAUUUGAAUAGAUAAUGGUUUAUAAAUAGCAAGGCUACCAAGCUUUGCAACUUUCCCAGCUGAUGAAACACUGAAAGAAAUCAUAGGAUUUGAAGCUAUAUUGUGUAAUAUUUUGAGGUACAAUUUUGAUUUAGUGUAAUAAAACCAUAUUUUCUGUGGGAAUUGUGGAAUAUGAGAGAAAUAAAACAAA